CUCUUCUUUCAACUAUAAAUUAAUCAAUGAUCCCUUGCUCUUGUAGCAAAAUUUCAUUCUCAACACAAACUUAGCUCUGUUUCACUGUCAUGAAAUGGAAUUUUAUGAUCUGAAAUCGAUUGCAGUCUCCAUAGUUUUGGUUACAGUUGUAACAUGGGCAUGGAGUGUGCUGAACGAGGUCUGGUUUAGGCCAAAGAAGCUGGAGAGGUAUCUGAGACAACAAGGUCUUAAAGGCAGACCUUACAGGUUUAUGUAUGGAGACAUUAAAGAGAACGCCAUGAUGUUAAAAGAAGCUAAAUCCAAACCCCUCAGUAUCUCAGAUGACAUUUCACCAGUCGUUCUUCCAUUCCUGCAUAAAUUGGUCAAAGAUUAUGGCCAGAAUUCUUUUAUGUGGUUUGGUCCAGUACCCAGAGUGACCAUCAUGGAUCCUGAUCAAAUCAAAGAAAUAUUUACCAGGAUCAAUGAAUUUCCGAAACCGAAGGCCAUAAACCCUAUUUCCAAGUUGCUGGCAACUGGACUUGCAAACUAUGGUGGUGAGAAGUGGACUAAACAUAGAAGGAUUAUCAACCCAGCAUUCCAUCUUGACAAGUUGAAGCUGAUGUUACCAGAAUUCUACAAAGUAUGCAGUGAGAUGAUUUGCAAAUGGGAGAAGUUGGCGUCUAAAGAAGGAUCAUGUGAAUUGGAUGUAUGGCCCUAUCUUGUAAAAUUGACUGGUGAUGUGAUUUCUCGAACAGCAUUUGGAAGCAAUUUUGAAGAAGGAAGGAGGAUUUUCCAACUCCAAACAGAAUUAGCUGAUCUCACAUUACAAGCUAUUCAGUCUGCUUACAUUCCAGGAUCCAGGUUUUUGCCUAGUGAGAGUAACAAGAGAAUGAAGGAAUUGGAGAAGGAAAUACGCGCUUUACUGAUGGGUAUUAUCAAGAACAGAGAGAAGGCAAUGAAAGCAGGUGAAGCUACAAAGAAUGAUUUAUUAGGCAUACUUAUGGAAUCCAAUAUUACAGAAAUCAGAGAAAAUGGAAACAACAAAAAUGUUGGAAUGACUAUCAAUGAUGUGAUUGAAGAGUGCAAACUAUUUUACUUUGCCGGGCAAGAGACCACCUCAGUUUUGCUCGUUUGGACUUUGGUUUUAUUGAGUAAGCAUCAAAAUUGGCAAGCUGGUGCAAGGGAAGAGGUUUUGCGAGUCUUUGGCCAUAACAAGCCUAACUAUGAUGAGUUGAAUCACUUGAAAAUUGUGUCGAUGAUAUUGUAUGAGGUACUAAGGCUAUAUCCGUCAGUAGUUAUGGCUCCUAGAGCUAUUGACCGAGAAACA
This is a messenger RNA of Pistacia vera, 1306 nucleotides long. Its product is annotated as cytochrome P450 CYP72A219-like. The record is from RefSeq and is a predicted model, not a curated record. Gene Ontology annotation, molecular function: iron ion binding; heme binding; monooxygenase activity. Lineage: Eukaryota; Viridiplantae; Streptophyta; Magnoliopsida; Sapindales; Anacardiaceae. The transcript is spliced from 5 exons. The annotation marks the transcript as partial.